Dunckerocampus dactyliophorus (ringed pipefish) is the source of this 2566-nucleotide messenger RNA. It is a transcript of the gene tsen34, whose product is annotated as TSEN34 tRNA splicing endonuclease subunit. Gene Ontology annotation, molecular function: nucleic acid binding; tRNA-intron lyase activity. The transcript is spliced from 5 exons. Gene Ontology annotation, biological process: tRNA splicing, via endonucleolytic cleavage and ligation; tRNA-type intron splice site recognition and cleavage. The record is from RefSeq and is a predicted model, not a curated record. Lineage: Eukaryota; Metazoa; Chordata; Actinopteri; Syngnathiformes; Syngnathidae. The coding region runs from base 202 to 1059 and encodes 285 amino acids. Gene Ontology annotation, cellular component: tRNA-intron endonuclease complex.
AACGCUUGAAGCGGCGCCGCGCACAUGCAGGCACUCACAGCAAGCUAGCUAAGACGCUAUGUAAACAGUGAGCAGCUAACCGGCAAAAAAAUAAUAAACGUUAGGCGCUUUAUGAUGUCACGUUAUCAUCUAAUCGAUCGAUAACCUGAUCUCCAGACAGUUUCCUAUCCCCUAAUUAGGGAAUUGCUUUAUAGAGCAAAGAUGGCUGACAAACAGGCGGAGCCAUCUCCCCAGGUUGUUGGUGUAAGUCACUGUGACUCCACCCCCCUGCUGUGGAGGAUGGAGGAUCUGCGGGCGGUCAGGUCUUAUGGCCUGGUGGGGGCGCUACUGGGGUCCCUACCGCGGACCCCCCGACAGAAUGUCCGUCUGGGUCGGCCGUUGUUGUUACUGCCAGAGGAAGAGUUCCUGCUAGUGGAGCACCACGUGGCCGCCAUCUUGCCACCUGGACCGCCGGAUGCAGAAGAGGCGGAGCUUCGUCAGCAGGUUGCGCGGUUUGAGGAGAACCUGCGGUGCAGUUUUGAGGAGCAGCAGGUCCUUGCUCUGCGCGACAGGAAGUCGGCGCUAAUCAGAGCCCUGAGGUCAUCGCGUGCAGAGUCCGGAUCGGGGAGUGAUGAUGAGGACCUGCAUGGGCGCCUGGAAGCGCUGGAGCGUGGCUUUUGCUUCCCUCGUUCAGCAUUGGCGGUCCAGCUGAGCACGGCGAGGGCAGGACUCUCCCACUGUGCCGAGGACCACGCCCUCCAUUUAGCAGGCGUGGCCACUGGCCAAGACCCACGAUGCAACACCCGAUACCAGGUGUUCAGAGACUUGAGGGGGCGGGGCUUCUACCUCACUUCAGCCGGGAAGUUUGGCGGCGAUUUCCUCGUCUAUCCUGGCGACCCUCUUCGUUUCCACGCCCACUUCAUCGCUGUGUGCGUAUCUGCGGACGAGAGCAUGGCGCUGCUGGACGUCCUCGCCGUGGCCCGUCUGGGCUCCAACGUCAAGAAGACCGUCCUCUUGUGCUCGCCGCAAAGCAGUGGAGGUGUGACAUAUUCAUCCUUGCAGUGGAGCGGGAUGGUCUGAAUGUCUCCUUCACGUGAGACCUUGAGUGCUUGUUUUUUUACUGCUUGUUUUUUUUCUACGUACAGUAGAUGAAAUGUAAUAUAUUCAAUUCCAUACAGUCAACCCAAGAUGAACGGUUACUUGUGCAUAUAUUUUUAUUCUAACAAUCCUCACAUGUUGUUAUGCAUAUGUACCAGUAUACAGUAGAUCCACGCUAGUGUCCAAAAGAGUAAUGGAUGCACCCAUAAAAAGCUCUAAAAACAUCUAUUUUUGACCCUAUAACAUGUCCCUAAGUUACUAAACAUAUUUGAAAUUCAGUUUUACUCAUUAAAAACAAUUAAGAGGCAUACAGUAUACCGCAAACGUUCAGUUAGACAUCAUCACAUCUUCUCGAAGCAUCCUCGUGCUGGAAAAUGUUGAGUAAAUUGACUUGUGCCAAAUUUAUAGCUGCAGCACUCACCCCCAUCCCCACCCCCAACCCCCGCAGAUAGCACCAUCAGCCCACUUUCAAUUAAAUUUACCAAGAAAAAUGAAUUAUGAAGAAAUUCACGAAUAUGCGACGAUCAUCUAUGCAUGGUUUCCGAGCUUUCUCGCUUUGAUGUGUGAUGACUGGCCUCGAUGCAGACUGCUCAUGUGACUUGUCUUGAGGUCGUGAACGCAUCACUUUAAGAUGCGAGUAUUCAUACUUUAAAUCAGGGGUGCCCAAACUUUUUCCACUGAGGGCGGCAUACUGAAAAAUCAAAGAAUGCGGGGGCCACUUUGAUGUGUUUCCAUUUUGGAAACCAACUCAUGUAAAUAUGCUAAGAAUAUGCUAAAUAUGCUAAAAGGAAAAGUAGCUUCCAUCUAAAGCUUUGCUUUAUAGAUGUUAUAGCUUUUUCUCCUUACAAUACACUGCUUGCUCUUUUUUUUUUUUUUUUUUUUUACAAAUAUUUCAACUUUGUUCUUUUGAACCUUUUUUCUUGUAAUAUGACUUUUUAUCCUAAAAUAUUUUGACUUUAUUAUGGUAAUAUUAUAACAUUUUUCCCAACCUAACAUUUUAUUGUUUGUUUUUUUAAUCACGAUAAUACUUUUGAACGUCCUUUUUUUUCCUUUAAUGUUUCAACUUUAUGCUUCUAAAAUAUUUUUUUCCCUCAAAUUUUUCCCCAAAUUUACAGUAUUCUUGUAAAAUUCUGACAUUGUUUUCGUAAGAUUAAGACUUUUGUCUCUUAUUCUUUUAAUAUUUCAUGUUAUUCUCGUAAAAUUAAAAAAAACUUUCUUCCAUAUUUGCUGGUUUUUAUUUAGUUUUUUGGUUAAUGUCUUUUAAUAUUAUUUUUAGAAUGUGCUGGGGUCAAUUAAAAAAAAACAGCUGCAGGCCUCAAAUGGACCCCGGCCCACAGGACUGCAAUCUAUUUGUGGCAAUGGUGGUUUGGGGGCAGAGAAUGACAAUGAUGUAAUUGUCGACUUUUUAUCAUUGGUCUUGAGUAAAAAAAACAUGAAAAGCAAAACAAAUACGUUUAGAACUACAAAUGACGUUUUGUAAAAUGCCACA